Perca fluviatilis (European perch) is the source of this 1652-nucleotide messenger RNA. RefSeq names its product translocase of outer mitochondrial membrane 22 homolog (yeast) (gene tomm22). Gene Ontology annotation, cellular component: mitochondrial outer membrane. The record is from RefSeq and is a predicted model, not a curated record. Gene Ontology annotation, biological process: intracellular protein transport. Bases 225 to 626 code for a protein of 133 amino acids. The transcript has 4 exons. Lineage: Eukaryota; Metazoa; Chordata; Actinopteri; Perciformes; Percidae.
CUGGUCUCGUCAUCCGUCCCUGACAAGCCUCACGUUUCCCACUGUGACCUCAGACUGUCGUUGGACAGAUGCACGCCUCUUAGCGUUAGCUUUAAUGAAAGCCGGUGGGAAAUUCAUCAGAAAUACACUAAACUGUCGGCUUUACCGUGUUUUCUAGCGACUUGUUCGCCGUGCACACAGCUUAUCCAACCCGACAGAGAAGUAGCGGGCUAGCAGGAGACGACAUGGCUGCAAUCGAGGAGCUUUCCCCCGCUGCGGGCCCGGUGUCUACCCGGCCCCCCGAGGACGAGAUUGACGACGAUGAAGAUGAAGAUCUGGAUGAGACUCUGAUGGAGAGGUUGUGGGGCCUGACAGAGAUGUUCCCUGACACAGUUCGCACUGCUGCUGAAGUGUCUGCACAAUGCUCGGUCUCACUGGCCAAGAAGUUUUACAGUUUUUCCCGCUCGGCACUCUGGGUCGGUACUACCUCCUUCAUGAUCUUGGUGCUGCCUGUUGUGUUUGAGACGGAAAGACUACAGCUGGAGCAGCAGCAGCUACAACAGCAGAGACAGAUCCUGUUGGGGCCCAACACUGGAAUGUCUGGUGGGAUGCCGGGCAUGAUGCCUCCUGCACCUGGCAAGAUGUGAGACACAGGAAGGGCCAACGUGAACCUGAGAUCUGCUGCCAACGAAACAGCGGGGCCGGUCGCAAGGAGAGACAGAGAGACCAUGGAGAAGGGCAAAGAACUGCAGUUAAAUAAAAUAAAUAAAAAACGGAAGCAAAAGCUGCUGCAUGUCAACAGCAUGGCAUUAGGCUCACUCCAGCGUAUUGGAUUGGCUGAUGGGAUUGGAGGAGGAGGAUGUGAUGCGUUUCUAACACUUCUCUCUCGCUGUCUCUCCUUACUCCAUCAUCAUUCAGAGACUUAUUUCCAGGAGCACUGCUUCUAUUUUUUUCUUUAGGGGAUAGCGGGUUCAAGUGGAUGCAUUGAAAGACAAAAGGUUAAUUGUAUGUCUUGGUGUUUGCAGUCUGAAGAACAUUGCUAUACCUACAGUAUGUGGGCAGUUUUGUCCAUGAUCGUGAGCUUGCUGGUUCUACUUCUAUGUGGAGAAUUAUAAGAAUAGAGUAUCUGACAAACAGGUCCAAUGCACUGUGGAGCAAACUGUAGACAAGAUUAACUGGUAGGAAUGUGUCCCAUAGAUGGCCUCUUGAAGUUCUACAUGCUAUAUGACACUCUUUUCUAUGUGGUGCAUUCCUGUUUGUUUAUUCGUAACAGUUCAAAGUUGUACUAUGUAUGUAUGUCAAGAGUGCAAUGCCUCUCAUUUCACAGUUAAUUGUUUUUAUUAUAUUGCUCAGAUUUUUAAGCAAUAUAUUGUAUAAUUCAACAUCACCAGGUUUCAUGCUGUUUAACAAUUUAAACAUUGUUGUUUCCUUUUCCAUUGAUAGUAUGUGAAAAGUAAAAUGAAUUUAAGACAGCACACGUCAUAAGGUUUUGGACAAAUGUGGUUGGGGUGGUUGAUGACCCUGACAUGUCCAGUCUGUAGAGAAUGUUAUUUUCUAUUCUCUGUUGCCAUCCAUGUGAAUUUACAAUCUCUUUCCUCUGUUCAGUAAGCAAACUCAUGUCUCUGUUUUGUGUUCAACAUGACUGCAGUAAUUAAAACACCAAAUCAAAUGGA